Messenger RNA from Gryllus bimaculatus (two-spotted cricket), 1002 nucleotides. The record is from the annotation of a GenBank genome assembly. NCBI's taxonomy places the organism in Eukaryota, Metazoa, Arthropoda, Insecta, Orthoptera, Gryllidae.
AUGGUGUCCCCUCUUAGCCGCUUCUGCCUUUCGGCAGUCACGUUGCGCGGCCCUAAAGCACUUGGAGCCGGGGAACACCACAUUCUCUCACAUUCUUUGGAGUCUGGUCCUCGACUGGGACCUCUUCAUCUGAAUUCUGACUAUUCAUAUUGCACAGAAAAACGUCCCCCCGGAGGUGCACCAUCCGACAGGGAGAGUAGCGUCUGGCUUAUGACUCAGAAAAAUACUCCAGAACCCUUGUGGCGCCAGGCCCAAGAGAUGGAUAGAGAUGGGAAUUCUCAUGAAGGGUCAGAUGAUAAUGAUUCUGAUACUAUUCCUCAUUCAUGGCUUGGUCACAGAAACCUACUCAGACUCCUAGACCCCAGUUUCAGUGGAAAUCAUGAAGCAUUUCUGAAAGAAUGGAAGAAAGACCAUCCAGUCAUAAUAUCCCACAUUACUGAGAAGUUGGAUUUGAAAUUGUGGACUCCUACAUAUUUUUCCCAAGGUUAUGGGGAAAGUAAAGUUGAUAUAGUUAAUUGCAUCACAGGGGAAGUAAUACCUGAUCAGAGGAUGAAAUUAUUCUGGGAUGGGUUCGAAGACUUGGGAAGUCGACUGAAAGAUAAAAGAGGUCACCCAAUGAUUCUUAAAAUGAAAGAAUGGCCUAGAUGCACAAUGUUUGAAUCAGUUUUGCCAGAACAUAUGAAUGAUCUUCUUGGAGCUCUUCCCUUGUCUGCAUGCACACAUCCAAAAGGCUUAUUCAAUUUUAUAAAUUACUUGCCAAAAGGAAUCUUAAGUGAUGACUUGGGCACAGAAUUACUAUGUGGUUAUGGAGCUGUUAAGUAUCCCUGGGUAGGUACAAAAAAGGUUGAUGUGAAUAAAAGUGAUUCAUUAAGUAUUCUGGUAUACGUUGGCAAAGUCACAAAUGAAGAUGGUGGUAAUGAGGGAAAAAAAGUUUUACAGGCAGUUAAAGAUGCUGGGUGUGAUCAACUGUCUAUGGAACGAGUAAAAAUGAAUGGAGAUAUA